Messenger RNA from Strongylus vulgaris, 828 nucleotides. The record is from the annotation of a GenBank genome assembly. NCBI's taxonomy places the organism in Eukaryota, Metazoa, Nematoda, Chromadorea, Rhabditida, Strongylidae.
AUGAUAGUGCGCAACUACCGUGCCUACUUCACUUGUCGCCAUGCCCUGUUCAAACCUCUCAUGAGUGCUAUACGUCGAGUGAUUAGCACUCCCAAUUCAGCGAUGGAUGGGGUAAUGACGAGGAAACUAGCUUUGGAUGUAUGUGAGAUGGUGAUAAAAUGGGAACUGCUGCGACUGCAAAAGGUGGAGCAGCUGACGCAAGGGUUAACGUCUCACGAUGAUGAGCUCGAUACCCUCUUAAAUGACUCUGAAGGCUCACGGCAUGCAACACCAUCCGCAGGCGAGUCUUCUUCUGGUAUGUUGAGUUUUUGUGAAUGCUCUGUUCCAUAUGAGGGCAUCCAAUGAGAUUUUGAUGACCAGCUAUAUAAGCAAAUGUCAAAGGAGUGUGUGGAUGAAGUUGUCGCAAUGCUGUUGAAAUUUGCCAUCCAGCCAACCUCUCCUGUCCAACCACAUCAGCUGCAUCAAGCAACGAUCGAAAAUGGUAAACGAAGCAUUGGACUGAUGAAGCAAUGUCUCAAAUCUGCAGUAUGGGGUGAUGUUGUUACUAUCAAAGUGGGAUGGCUCGAGAAAGAGCUAACUGUCCCGCCUGAGUCACUUGUAAGGCAAGAAAAUCAGUCACAGUUGGCGCAGUCAAUUGCGCAAGCUCAACAGGCGCUCGAAGUCGUAAUCAACCUCGUGACAAUAAUGCUCAUCCGCCUAGUGAACGUACUCGUUGCGAAGUUGUUUGAAAAAUCCAAUUGCUCAAUGACUGGGAUGUACGAAUUCGAAAUCCUUAACCAAUUCAUUUCAAAGUAUCUGAACGACCAUUUCAACUCCUAUGUGAAGUAA